CAAGGAGAAACCGAGGAACCUCCCUUCUGUUCGUGUUCGUGUGCGAUCCGUGCGAGGUCCAGUUUCGAAAACUCAGGUCCCGUGAAAGUGUCGUGCUUAGUUAGUUUUUUUGGAACUGGAUACGACUUUUAAGAAAUGGCAUCAGGAGUAACUGUGGCGGAUGUCUGUAAGACUACUUAUGAAGAAAUAAAAAAGGACAAGAAGCAUCGGUAUGUGAUCUUUUACAUUAAGGACGAGAAGCAGAUUGAUGUUGAAGUGAUCGGAGCUCGCGAUGCAGUUUACGACGCUUUCCUUACUGACUUACAACAAGGGGGUAGCGGGGAGUGCCGUUACGGUCUUUUCGAUUUCGAAUAUACUCAUCAGUGCCAGGGCACAUCUGAGGCUUCCAAAAAACAGAAAUUGUUUUUGAUGUCGUGGUGUCCCGACACAGCAAAAGUGAAGAAGAAGAUGUUAUACUCCAGUUCUUUCGAUGCGCUGAAGAAGUCAUUAGUUGGUGUGCAAAAGUACAUUCAAGCAACGGACCUUUCGGAGGCUUCCGAGGAGGCUGUGGAGGAAAAACUCCGAGCCACUGACAGGAACUAAGAAGCACAAAAAAGAAAGGAAAAAAAAAGAAA
Messenger RNA from Belonocnema kinseyi, 614 nucleotides. RefSeq names its product cofilin/actin-depolymerizing factor homolog (gene tsr). The record is from RefSeq and is a predicted model, not a curated record. NCBI's taxonomy places the organism in Eukaryota, Metazoa, Arthropoda, Insecta, Hymenoptera, Cynipidae. Gene Ontology annotation, molecular function: actin filament binding. Bases 136 to 582 code for a protein of 148 amino acids. Gene Ontology annotation, biological process: cell motility; actin filament severing; actin filament fragmentation. The transcript is spliced from 3 exons. Gene Ontology annotation, cellular component: cytoplasm; actin cytoskeleton; actin cortical patch.